Molecule: messenger RNA, 1420 nt
Organism: Cryptococcus deneoformans JEC21
Lineage: Eukaryota; Fungi; Basidiomycota; Tremellomycetes; Tremellales; Cryptococcaceae
Exons: 2
Coding region: 512-1141 (209 amino acids)
Source: RefSeq, a predicted model, not a curated record
UGGCAUUAGUCUAUGAGGCCGAAGGCUCAUUGCACUACAACGCGUUCUACGUACCAGCCUUUGUUCUUCGGUUCUCCCUUAAACAAUUUCCAGCGCCCAGCAGCGACUGCUUGACAGCUGUGCGCCGAAACUCCCGAAGCCUGGCCAGAUGCACCCAAAUGCCGACGUGAUGCAAGGAACCGCGCUAGAACGCACACAUGGAGGCGCUUUACAGACUAACGGACAGUAGAUAGCUUCAACUUACGGUGACGCCUUAUCUUAAAAGUGGUACGUGCGCGCGCUAGACAGACGCCUAUAGUGUCCAGCCUUCUCUAGCGCUCUAGCCUUAGUCUGCCGGAGUCGCUGAUUUCGUUAGCUGAGCGCUGGGAGGUAAUCUUCUGGCUAUAUAAUGGAAUGGCGCAGUCUAUUCUCCAUAACUUUGCCCCUCUCCUCGACCGCUUCUCUAGGACAUAAUCAGGGCCAGCCAGAGCCAAGUUGAACAUAUCUCCAUCAAAUACUAUUUAGUACCAACAUGAAUGUCUGCCUAUGGGGCUGCGCAGCGCCAUUUGAAGAAGUGCCAGGCAAGUCAGGCCGAUCUAAAACAACGGUAUCGCUUGAACCAGUGCCAACAAUCCAUCUUAUUCCACCUUCCCCAUCUAAUCAACAGACAUUUGACCUUUCCAGCUCUUCCACCGAAAGCUCGCACCGUCAGACUUUUGCCUAUAUGAGCGUUGACAUCACCAAUUCCCGGCCCAACAGCUCAUGGACUCAACGCAUCAGUGGAUUCUUUGACCCUUCAAAAAUACCAUUCAACUCUCGGACCGUUCCCAGGUCGGAAGCGGUUUCAGUUUAUCUGGCACCACAUCCAGAUUUGCCUGAAGACCCAUUUGCAUCGAGGAUCGAUAUGGCUGCUAUAUCGACCGACGUAGGCCCUCUGCGCGACGUUUUCAAGCAAGAUGGUCCCUUGGCUGCUGGGACAGGAGAAUGCGGUGUUGCGACUGGAAAUGAAAGAAAACAUGAUGCGGUGCAGCCGAGCAACCAGAUUCCCGUCGGACAAUCCUACAAAGUCGCCGACUCUAUAGGUCAUUUGUCUAAAGAGGAGCUAUCCAAGGGCCCCCGGAAGAGGAUCAUCAAUCAGCAGUCGACGCAUUCAUUCCCUUGACCGAUCUGGAGAAUGAGUUGUCAUUCAAAAGACACUGCGUCUAAUAUAAUUGCUAAAAACAUUGUCUUCUUCAGUCAGUAAAUCAGCCUUGCUUUCCCUUAUCCCCAUUAACUCAAAGACUAGUCGAGAGUGGCAACUAUCCAGUGUACAACACUUACCACCUCUUUCGCUGUAGCAUUAGUCUCUCAUCACUAUUAGUUUCGGUGUACCAAUCUUUGUAUCAAUCACAUGAUUAUCCACGACUUGACAUAACUAUGUUGCAUGUAUAUCGUAUACCAG